AUGAAGAAUUUCCUCAUAACAUGCAGGGUAGCAGACUUUCUCUUCAACAGUCAUCUGUAUCACAAAGCUAUUGAUAUGUACAAGGAGGCCCAAGUCUUGUUGAAAAGAAAUAAAGUCGAACGUAGUAACGACCCUGAACUUUUGUUACAUUAUAAACUAGCAAUUUCUUACGGUUGUGUAAAUGAGUUCAAGAAAGCAUUGGAUAGCUACAAAAGACUUUUAAAAAUCAACGAGGAAGUUGGGAAUAGAGACUGGGAAGUAAGAACAUACAGAGACAUCACUAAAAUGCACAGUUUUAUGGGUCGACACGCGCAGUCGAUUUUCUUUUUACGAAAACUUCUUCAAAUUGCUAAAGAAACUGAGGACAAACGAGCAGCAAUAGAGACUUAUUUAGCCAUGGGUUAUAAUUAUUACAAUCUGAAUAAGCGAGAUAAAUUCAUCGAGUGUUACAAGGACGCACUUGAAAUCUGUGGAGAGAUCGGAGAUAGACGAAAGGAAGGAGAAAUACUUUGUAGGAUUGGUUACACCUACAAAGACCUCACUAAUUUCCCCGAAGCGAUCAGAUACCUAGAAAAUGCCUUACAAUUAUUCAAAGAAAUUGGCGAAUGCAAAGAAAAGGGAGGCUUAUAUCAAGCUCUGGGCAUGACCUACCACGAGAAGGGUGAUUUUGGCAAAGCUCUCGAAUACCAUUUCAAGUCUUUGGAGUUGAUGAAGAAACAUGGAGAAGAAGUCGAUGUGGGUGUCUGCUAUAACAACAUUGGUACUACUUACAAUGCAAUUGGUAAACACAGCGAAGCACUUGAGUAUUUCAAAAACACUCUUGAAAUUAUGAAAAAAUGUGGAGACAAAGUAUUACUAGGAAAAGCCCACCACGGUCUUGGACUGUGCUAUACUUCGAUCGGUCAGUUCGCAGACGCUAUCGAACACCAGGUUGAAGCAGUAAAAAUCCUUGGGGAAACUGGACUCAAAUUUGAAAAGGGUCGAGCCCUCGCUGUACUGGGAACGUCUUACAGCACAAUUGGCCACAAAAGAGAAGCUAUGAAUAGUUUUCAGGAGGCCAUUCAAUGUAGUCGGGCAGUUGGGGAUAGGAGAGUCAAAUCAAAUGUCUACCAUGGUCUUGGCGAUGUGUACGUUUGUUUGGGAGACACUGAAAAAGGAGAGAUGUAUCUAAAGAAAUCUCUUGCUCUAGCAAAAGAGACAAGAGAUAAAAGCAACGAGGCCGAGGCCUACGCAGGACUCGGGUUCUGCUACAUGUGUUGUGGUCGACAUACCGAAUCUGUUGAAAACUUCAACUUAGGAAUUUCUCUAAUGCAAGAAAUUGGAAGUAAACCCGGCGAAGCUACAGCUUUGAUGAAUCUCGGAUCCGUACACCAGAAAAUUGGAAAACGUAAGGAAGCAAAACAAUUUCUACAAAAAGCACUCCGAAUUACACGACAAAUCGGAGAUAAAGGAGCAGAACAAGAGGCUCUUACCUUGCUAGGGAUUUGUCAUACGAAGGAAGGAGAGGUAAAGAAGGCAUAUGAUUGCUUUUUACAGAGCAUCACUCGCGCUGAAAAGAACCGUGAACUACUGCGCGACGAACAUAAACUAUCUUUGGACAACGUAACCUUCACUAGCUAUUACGAAUUAUGUUCGCUUCAUAUCAGUCGGGGACAUUUUGCCGAGGCGCUGUGCACUGUAGAGCGCGGACGUGCACGAGCUCUUGGCGACUUACUGUCCAAGAAAUAUGGUAUCCAAAGACACAAUUCACACAAAUUUUAUCUUAAUAGUGUCAGGGAUCUUUCUAUCAAGAACCCACUGAGUACGAUCCUUUUCAUGGCUACGCAUGGGUUUGACAAAUAUUUCUGGGUUUUGGAGAAUGGAGAAGUUCAGUUUAGGUCUUUGAAAUGUAAAGUGGCAAAGGACGCCAUCGAGAUGCUCACGAGUUUGCUAAGACGAAAAUCUGUGCCUGAAUGCGAAGAUCGCUCAUUGUCAGCAUACUAUGGAUUAAAAUCAUCAUCUAAGGAAAUAAAAGACAAAAGCAAGCAGCGUCUCGUGGAAGAAGACGAAGAGGAAGAGGAAGAAAAGGUGGAUACUAACCUCUAUGAGUGGUAUGAUGAUCUUUUCGCCCCUAUUGCUGAUCUUGUUCAUCGUCAAGACAUCAUCAUUAUCCCUGAGGGUAAAGAUUUUAUGGUGCCAUUUGGUGCAUUAUGUGAUAACAACGACAAAUUCCUGUCCGAGACCUUCCGAAUCCGCCUAAUUCCAUCACUGACAGCACUAAGGAUGAUCCAGGACAGUCCUGAAGACUAUCACAGUGCAACUGGGGCGUUGAUCGUUGGUAAUCCGUCUGUUCCCCCACAAACAAAGUUGCCAUCAUUACCAGCAGCAAGAAGAGAAGCACUGGAAAUUGCAGAGUUGUUGGGUGUGUCGGCUACUGUAGGAGAUGAAGCCACAAAGAACCAGGUCCUACGGCGGAUUCAGGAAGUCAGUUUGAUCCACAUUGCUGCCCACGGUGAUCCAGAAAGGGGGGAAAUUGCUCUUGCCUCAAGUUUUCCAUCUAGACGAACUCUAAGAAAGGAUGACUUCAUGCUUACCAUGGAAGACGUCGCAAAAGUUGGUACCCGAGCCAAGCUGGUUGUACUCAGCUGUUGUCACAGUGGUGACGGACAGAUUAUGAAGACUGAGGGAGUUGUGGGUAUCUCUCGCGCCUUUUUGGCAGCAGGAGCUCGCUCAGUGCUGGCAAGCCUGUGGGCCGUGGAUGACCGAGCCACAAAAGAGUUUAUGAUUUGUUUCUACGGACAUCUGAAGCGCGAUAAAUUGAAUGCCAGUGAGGCUCUUCACCAGACCAUGAAGUGGAUGAGAGAUUCUAAGAGGUACAGAAUUAGGGACUGGACACCGUUUGUUUUGAUCGGAGAUGACAUCACUCUGGACUCAUGA
This is a messenger RNA of Pocillopora meandrina, 2916 nucleotides long. The record is from the annotation of a GenBank genome assembly. Lineage: Eukaryota; Metazoa; Cnidaria; Anthozoa; Scleractinia; Pocilloporidae.